Messenger RNA from Striga asiatica, 1657 nucleotides. The record is from the annotation of a GenBank genome assembly. NCBI's taxonomy places the organism in Eukaryota, Viridiplantae, Streptophyta, Magnoliopsida, Lamiales, Orobanchaceae.
GUCAAACAUUAUCCUCAAAUUAUCAACUAUAAACUUAAUUUUUAUAUUUAUUUUAAACUUACCAAACAUACCCAUCAUCUAGCUAAAAUACAAGCGUCACUUCAUGCAAGUUGCACUAAGCAAAUCGCACACGCACCCCUCUCUACACAAGAAAAAUAAAACUUUUUUUUUUCUUUUGGAAAAUCUAAGAACAAUAUGCUGAGAUUUUCUUUAUCAAUCGAAUCUCGUAUUUUGCCUUCGUUUUCAUCGCUCCGCUCUUUGUCGCCUUCCCUUUUUUUCUCGAGUUCCAGGAAUAAUUUUGUCUUCUGUGGAAAAGAAAUCUCAGGGGAAACCCGUAAUUUCUCAGCCAUGUCAGCUUGCCGUGAUCACAGGCAUCCUCAAGAUUGCUCUUUUCUGGGAGGGGAAUCAUUCUUCAGGAACAUAUUGGCAACUAUGGAGACUGUUUACAUGAACAAAAAUCCCACAGCAAAAGCUAUUCUGGACCUCGUUCGGUCGGUCGAUGACGAUUGCAUAUAUUAUGAUCAUUUUGCUUUUAGGACUUUUGGGGUAAACGGACAUGGAAUUGAUUCAAUGGCAAAAGUUUUCUUGGAUUUUGGUUAUGUCCAAAGGGAAGAGUUAAGGUUCCCUGCGAAGAAGUUGAAAGCAUUCUGGUUUUCACCCCCUAAAGUUCCUCUUACAGCUAAUGCUGGCUCAGGAGUUAAUGGACCCUUGCCGAGGAUAUUUAUAUCCGAGCUUCUUGUCGAUCAAAUGUCUCCUGAAGCUCAGAAAAUAGUUAGAAAAUACACUGAAUUAUCGGGAAAUGGAAGUAUGCAUGCCGCUGUGGCAAGUGCACUGGGAUGCUUGACAUGGGAGAAGCCCACUUAUUCUGAAUUUCAACAGCUAGCAAAGGAAAGUGAAUAUGCAGCCUGGACUCUUGUUAAUGGGUAUGCAUUAAAUCACGUCACCAUAUCUGUUCACCGGCUCAAAUCACAUCUAGCAAAUAUCAAAAAUCUUAACCAGUUCAUUGAGGAGAAUGGCUUCAAGUUGAAUUCUGAAGGAGGAGUUUUAAAAGUGAGCCCAGAUGGCCUCUUGUUACAAAGCUCAACUGUGGCAAAUUUAACUUCCUUCGAAUUUGCUGAUGGAAUUUCAGAAUCUAUCCCAUGCUCAUAUAUUGAGUUUGCUGAACGCCUUAUACUUCCUCAGUUCAAGAAUCUACCAGAGGAUAAGGUUGAAGAGUUCCAUAGACGAGAUGGUUUUGAAGUUGGAAAUGCGGAUAAGAUAUUCGAGAGCACAUCAAUGGAUCAGCUAACCAGAAACGCUGCUUGAGACAAACAAUUACCAGCUGUUAUGUGCUUGAGAAAUAAAAAAAUUCCAUUAAGAGUCUUUGUAUCAGUUCCUUAUGAGUGGUAAUACUAAAGUUGUGAGUCUUUUGUGUAUAUAAAAUAAAGAAUCAUUUAUCAAACACUCUUUGAAAAAAUUUGAGUAUUUUGUGUAUAAUGAUGAUGUAUGAUGUGCCAUCGUUUAUUUCUUUGGGAUAUUGAAGCGUGGGAGUUCUGGUCUGGCGGAGUUUAGUCUGAAGAAUUUUUUUCUCGUGUCCCAAGUUAAAUUUUCACGGCGUGAUUUGAUGAUAUCCUUGUUUUAUUUUUUAUUUUUUUUCAUUUUAAUUAUUAUAUCCAGC